Molecule: messenger RNA, 720 nt
Organism: Gastrolobium bilobum
Lineage: Eukaryota; Viridiplantae; Streptophyta; Magnoliopsida; Fabales; Fabaceae
Product: endo-1,3;1,4-beta-D-glucanase-like
Exons: 7
Coding region: 1-720 (239 amino acids)
Molecular function (GO): hydrolase activity
Source: RefSeq, a predicted model, not a curated record
AUGGCUGGACCAGAAUGCUGUUCAAACCCACCAACCCUGGACCCCUCUAGUGGAUCUGGCCAUGUUCAUAAAUUUGCUGGUCUUAAUUCCUAUCUCUCUGGCUCCCCUAACUCGAAUCGAGCCAUUCUCUUUGUCUCCGAUAUUUUUGGAUAUGAAGCGCCACUUUUAAGGAAGCUUGCAGACAAGGUUGCAGCUGCUGGGUACUAUGUGGUGGUUCCUGACUUCUUCAAUGGUGAUCCCUUUGAUUUUGAUAAUGUGAACAGGCCUUUACCUGUUUGGAUAAAAGAUCAUGCAGUGGACAAAGGCUUUGAAGCUGCAAAACCCGUAAUUGAAGCCUUAAAAAAUAACGGUGCUUCUGCUAUCGGGGCCGCUGGUUUUUGUUGGGGUGCUAAGGCUGUAUGUGAAUUUGGGAACUCCAGACUUAUCCAAGCUGCUGUGCUGUUACAUCCGUCAUUUAUCACUGUGGAUGACAUCGAUGGUGUUAAUGUUCCAAUUGCAAUACUUGGAGCUGAGCUUGACACAAUUACUCCUCAAGAGCUUAUAAAACAAUUUGAACAAGUCCUAACUGCUAAAUCUGGGGUUGAUAGUUAUGUAAAAAUAUUUCCUAAAGUCCCACAUGGUUGGACUGUAAGGUACGACACUAAUGAUCCAGAAGCUGUGAAGGCUGCAGAGGAGGCCCAUAAAAUCUUGUUGGACUGGUUUGAUAAAUAUCUUAAGUGA